AUGUCCAAUGAAGCGGCCAAUAAACGGAGGAAGGUUUCUACGUCGUUUUCAGGGAUAUGGUCGUUGCCAGACGCGGUGGCUUUGACCAUCCUGUCCCAGGUCUCGAGAUUUGACCGUGGUGCCUUGCCUGUCGCCUGCAAGAGCCACCGCUAUCUCCUAGCUUCCCCUGAGCUCCGCGGCUUGACAUCCAUCCAAGAAAACCUCUACGUAUGCUUGCUCUUCUUUCCUGACCCAAACCCACACUGGUUCAUCCUCAACACCACGCUGCGUCGGCUAUGCUCGAUCCCUUCAAACCCUAAUCCGGCUCAAGAAUCAUCAUCCUCUUACGUGGUGGUGGGUCAGGGCAUCUAUGUACUCGGUGGUCUCAUAAACGACGAACGCUCUUCGGACGUUUGGUUCCUCGACUGUUUCUCUCACAAGUGGAGCCGCGUCGCGUCCAUGAAGAUGCCUCGUGCAUCCGCACAGGCGAACAUUUUCGAGGGGAAGAUUUACGUGUUUGGAGGGUGCGGAGAGGUCCAUAACUACUCAAACUGGUCAGAGGUAUUCGAUCCAGAGACCCAAACUUGGAGUGACUGGACUGUUCCCGUGCUGCCACACAGAUACAAUAUCCACCAUAGUGUGGUAAUAGAGGAGGAGAAGAAGUUUCUCGCUGUAGAUGAGAAACAUCAAUGCAUGUACUUAUUUCCUGUAAAAUCCAUGUUUUGGGACAUGGGACCACCACGCAGAGGUUUUGAGCCAGGGGACAGAAACGAUUUGUGUUAUAUAGGGGAGAUUUUAUACUGCCGUGCUAGUCACGGAAGAGUGAUGUGGUGUGACCUAGAGGAGUUUGAGUGGAAAGAAGUCAAGGGUUUGGAAGAUCUGCUGCAACCGAGAGAAGAGCUUUGUACUAUUAAACAAUGCACGAUCAUGCCCUGUCAGGUCGAGUGUUAUGAUAUCCUCAGGCUCGGUAGAAACUCUGUUGGCAACAUUGUCAUAUUUUGGAACGAUAGUGAGCGUUUUGAGCUUUGGUCUGCCGAGAUAUCCGUUGAGAAACGUGAAGGAUCCGAGGUUUGGGGGAAGAUUGAAUGGUCUCAUCCUGUCUUUGAACUUGAGUUUCUCUCAGAGGUUGAGGUCUUAUUUUCUGCUUCUGUGCUUGCUUGA
This is a messenger RNA of Microthlaspi erraticum, 1140 nucleotides long. NCBI's taxonomy places the organism in Eukaryota, Viridiplantae, Streptophyta, Magnoliopsida, Brassicales, Brassicaceae. The record is from the annotation of a GenBank genome assembly.